Molecule: messenger RNA, 5056 nt
Organism: Vespula pensylvanica (western yellowjacket)
Lineage: Eukaryota; Metazoa; Arthropoda; Insecta; Hymenoptera; Vespidae
Exons: 19
Coding region: 299-4456 (1385 amino acids)
Biological process (GO): non-motile cilium assembly
Cellular component (GO): ciliary transition zone
Source: RefSeq, a predicted model, not a curated record
AACGAUCAAGGUAUAAACAAAUAUGGCGGCUAAUGUCAAAAUUAGUCACGUCAAACGAUUUAUUUGUUUACGAUGUGCGUGAAAGAAUUAGUACUCCUUCUAAAAGGGACAUCAAGAGUUUAACGCGUAUUUUAAAUAGAGAUUUUUGCAAGACUUGGAAAACGGCGGGAAAUUUGAAAGAAGAAUAUACGAGAUCCUGAUGUCGGUUUAACAAUUCUGGGACACUCGAGAAAUCUUGACCGUUUACACCAUCGCAAAGUCAAGCAGAAUCUUCAAAGUAUGGUAAAAUCUUGAAGAAAUGGCGGACGAUCCAAAUCGAGACAUCUUGCCCGUAAAGGAAGGAUCUUGCAUAGAGACGUGUCGUAGUCUUAUAGAUCCCAGGGAGCGUCGUUUGGUGUGCAAGCUCGAUCGAUACCAGUUGGAGGACAAGUAUUUGCGACUACUCGAGGAAGCGAGUAAAUUGAAAAAGUUAUCCAACUGUCAGGAAGAGAAGAUCAAGCGACUGGCUACAAAAUUAAUGAGAGUAGCUUCUAACCCAAGGGCAUGCGUUUCUUUGGAUUUCAGCGAUAAAAACAAACUAACGGCUCUCGAGGUCGAGAAUUCCAAGUUAAAAAAUAAAUUAUCCGUAUUGAGGAAUCAACUGUUGAGUCAUACAAUGAGCGGUAUAUCACCAACGAGAAGUCGUCGGCCUCAUACAAGACCAUCUUCGGGACUCAUAACUUGUCGUAGCGAGAACAGUCGUAUAAGGGCCCCAUCCUGCCAGUGCAUCGUUGAGACACAUCAACUACGAAACGACGACAAUGAAGCACAAAAUUAUCUUGUUAAAAUCGAGGAAUUAGAAACGCAGAAAAAAGAAAUGUCGGCUCAGAUAACGCAGUUAGAGAAGGAACUCGAGUCUUAUGUGGUAAAUAAUCAAAAGGAGAAAGUGGUUGAGAACAUCGAAUAUAUAAAGGUUUGGCGACAAAUGAAACAGUUGAGCGACAAAUUGAUGACUGCUCAGAAUACAAACGAGUCGUUGAACCUACAAAUUAACGACCUCAAAAAAAUCCUCGAAGAGACAACAAAAAAUAAUCAGGAAAUAACAGUUUGCUUAAUGGCAGAGAAGAAACGAAUAGCCGGUAUCGAUGGACAGAUAAUAAAAGCGAAAGAUUCUCAAUUAACAUUACGCGAGAAAGAUGAACAAAUAAGAGAUUUAAUAAACGAGAUGAAAAUUUUGCAGCAACAUAAUAACGAGUUAAUUGCUUUAAGUUCCAAAUAUGGCCAAGUCGAAUUAGAAAAUGUUGAAUUGAAAAAGAAAUUUACGCAACAAUUUACCGAUCAACAAAACUUCAAAAUAGCGUUUAAUACUGAGCAAGCUAAUAUUGUUGCCCUACAAACUGCUAAUGAGCAAUUGUUAAUGAAACUUCAGUAUUUGCAGAAAAAUAUGGAUACUCUAAUGAUUCAACAAUUAGCAAUUAUUCAAAAUGAUAAUAAAAAACAUAAAUCAAGUAACAAAGCGGAAUCGUCUAAUGAUAGUGUUAAAACUAAAAAUACCCAAACGGAGGAAUUUUCUUUUUUUUCCAAAGGUAUGACAUCAAGUAUUCAAACAUGUAGAAAAUGUUUUAUGACAUUCGACAAGGUUUUACAACUCGAAAAAGGUGUAAAUACAAUACAAAAAGAAUGUAAUUUCUUGAGCAAGUGCGUACAAACGGACUUUGAACCUUGUUCAAUUUCUAUCAAAACGAAAGAAGGUACUUCAAUAAUGACUUCUUCGGAUCAACCAUCGUCGGCACGGGAACAUACGGUUGUAAAACAUGAGGUUAAUCAAGAAAAGAACCCUUUGUCACGCGAAAAGAUGCUAAAAUUAUUGGAGCAGGUGCAGAUCAGUAUGCCAUUGAAAGGAGGAAGAAUCGGACAAUCGGAUGAUCCUCCUGUGGUCGAUUUCGAAGCCAUGCAAGACUUUAGCCAAAGACACAGGCAAGUGGUCAACCUCGAAAAGCUGCUCUUUGGUGAUUCUAACUGCGGCCUAUCAAGUCGGAGUGCCUUGUUGUUCCAAUCGAGAUUAUAUUACAGAGAUGCAGAUGUGGCAGAUCAUGCGCAAACAAGAGAUUUUAAAAAUUUAUUCGCAACGCUCGUCGAUGUUCUUCGUAAAGAAUACUCCUCGCCAAAGAAUUUAAUCCCUAUGGAAGAACAAACUGCUUAUCGAAAUCCUCCAUUACGCUAUGAAAAGCAACUCGUAAAAGAUAUACAAACGGAUAUUAACAACAAUGAUGAGAUGAAUCGACAGGUUAAUAUAGCAAUACAAUCAAACACACAUCUGAUCAACAAAAAUUCACAAUACGAAGAUAGCUAUGAUCAAUUUUCACAAAAUACGAAAAGUUGUAACACGAAAGAAUCUUGUUCCGUUAAUCAAGAUAAAUUGCAAAAUAGUAGUAAUCAAAAUCAGAUGAUGAGAUCCACAGAAACCGAAUUCCAAAAUCCGAGAAGUUGUAGCAUGAAAAGAUCUUGUUUAGUUAAUCAAGAUAAAUUAUAUAGUAGUCAAAAUCAGGUGACAAAAUUCACAGAAACCGGCGAAUGUAGUUGCACCGAUUCGAAAAAAUGUCACGCAGAAUCAGAUUGUGGUUAUUUUUGUUGCACCAAUUAUAAGAAGCAAUUUCAUGAGAAAUAUAGUGGUGAUGUAAAAAAUCAGGAUUUAAAAAAUUUCCCUUCGUCGCUGAUAAAAAGAAAUGAUGAUCAAUUUGCGAAAAAAGCCGCCGACGCAGCUCAUGCGAAAUGUUAUGACGCUAUGAAUCCUUUCGAAUCCUGGAAAAUGAAUUUGUCGGAGCAAAAAAGCAAAGCUUUCGAUAACAAUCAGAACUUACAGAAUUAUACGGAACAUUUGGAAAGAUGUAAAGAGCUUUUAGACAAAUGUUAUUUGAAAAAUACGAACAAAAUUCCUGUGAAUAACAUGAGUCAUUUACGAGGCAUGGGAGCAAUGAAGUCACCGCAUACAUGUCGAAUGGAGGAUCAGAUAAAGCCGUUAGCAGAAAACGACGAAGAGUCACGCUGCAGUCUUAAGUGUCCAAACGAAUGUAUAGAUCUACCACCAUAUUCGACGAAUUCAACGCCUUUAUUGAUUACAAAUGGUCAAGGUCUUGUGGAAAUUCAUGUUCUCUCCCUGCAGCUUGCUACAUCUGCAGCGACAGUUCUUUUUCAAGAAGAGAAUCUUUCCAACGUAUCCUUAUUCAUCAGUUGGAACAUCUGGGGCCAAGAGACAGUUUGUACGCCAACAUUGAAAUACCCAAAGUUAAACUUCAAUUCGUCCUUCGUUUAUCAUAUACCGGAUCUAUCCACGUUCUUCAAUUAUGCUCUGUCGGAAUAUGUCAUCUUUCAGGCGAACGUCGUUGAACAGAAUACAACGACUUACGCUGUGGCUAAAGCAAAAUUAUGUAUCAAGGAUAUACUUGAUUAUCCUCAAAAUAAGUUACAUUAUAUCGCGCCUAUGAACAGCGUUAUAUCUUGUACACUUGGUAUGAAUUUCGGACAAUUAUCCUUAUGGGUGAGAUUGAGUUGCGACGUCGAGCAAGUCGAUUUAUUCAAAAGGCAGCGAGGUUUGCUUCCACGAAUGGAACAGGAUCAACAAUCGAUUCGAAAGACUACUUUUCGAGAGGAUACUACUCCAUUGGAGAAAUCAAAUAAAGAAUACGAAGAUGCCGUUGAUGACUCUGAAAGUAGGUUUCAGAAAUUCGAGUAUAAUUAUAGUAAACGUGAAGAAAUUAAAAAACCCAUCUAUAGCUCCACCCAUGAUAUAUUGGUUACCCAUAACGAUGCCAACAAUGAAUCAUCUGACAGCGAUAUAACGUUAUUGUCCAAACGAUCUGACGAAAUUGCAAGAUGGGCAACUCCGACAAAUAAAGAAGAACAGGAUAUUAAUAUCACUCGAGAAGAGAAAACGAAUAUGGACGAGUUUAAUACUUUUAUUUCCCAUCCAUUGGAAAAGGAUACAAUUAUAAUCCAGAUCGUUAAAAUAAAUCUAUUUGAAAAUAGUUCAGUCAUGCUCGACGAUGAUGUUCAUUUGCUUUACGUGGAGUAUUCUUUUCUUGGUUAUCGUGGUGCUGAUAUGGAAACGGAAUCAAUACCAAAACCAAAGACAUACACAGAACCAUUGAUUUAUAAUUUCAGGAAAGUAUUUUCGAUAGACGAGGAAUAUCACUCCAUUGAGAGAAACACGUUGCGAGCAAUGUUACAUGAGUCUAUCAAUCCAAACAUCAAAUUUAUUUUAGUGAGCGAACCACUUCCUGCAGAAACAGAUGUUAAGGAUUGUGUAGAAAUCGGGUACGCAUACUUUAACAUAAGAGAAUAUGCUCUGGGUGACGAUGAUCAAAGCAUAACACUACCAAUUAUAAACCAAAUGCAAACUGAACAAAUAGGUUUAUUAACGGUAAAUUCAUUAAUAUUGCAUUAUAAACAAAUAUUUGUAUAUAAUUUGUAUAUUUGAAUAUUUUUAGUAUAAUUAUAUAUAUAUAUAUAUAUAAGUAGUAAUGAGCGCGUAAAGCUCUUCUCGACAGUUACCCCCACCAUUACGCUUCGACUUAACGGUGGUAUCUCGACGCUUGGUAACACUACUGCGCAGUCUUUCACAGCCCAGGGAUGAGUGUUCAUCGCACGUAGAAUUCAUACGCUUCGUCUAAGCGUUAUUUUCUUAUUUAUUGUCACGUUUAAUUAGGUCUUUUAAUUAGAUCAUUAUUUGGAAAAUUAAUUGGACGAUCCGAUGAUAAGCUAUAACUACUAAUUAGUUUACAAUUAUUUCGAACAUAUUUAUAUCCUAUAUGAAGUAUUUUUUACAGAUAUGCGUGCUAAGUCUCAAUGUCAUACGUUAAUAUUUGGGCGAUACAUUAUUUCAAAUUAUAUAAAUUAAUUUGACGAUCCAGUAAUAAGCUAUGACUAUUAAUAAGUUUAUAAUUAUUUCAAACAUAUUUAUAUCUUGUAUACAAUAUUUUUUACAGAUAUACGUGAAGGGUCUCGAUGCCAUACGCGAAUGUCUCAGCGAUAAUAUGUGAAAGCAAAAAUGUUUCGAGAAAAUAUAGAAAAUGAUCCA